Messenger RNA from Rubroshorea leprosula, 2666 nucleotides. The record is from the annotation of a GenBank genome assembly. Lineage: Eukaryota; Viridiplantae; Streptophyta; Magnoliopsida; Malvales; Dipterocarpaceae.
UCCUAAAGUGGGGGAGCCAAAAGGGAUGGGUGAUCUACGUCCAAUCAGCCUGUGUAAUGUGAUAUAUCGGAUUAUUGCUAAGGUUCUUGCAAAUAGAUUGAAACAAGUGUUGUCGAGAGUGAUUUCGGUUGAGCAAAGUGCUUUCUUGCCUGGUCGACAGAUUACAGACAAUGUACUUGUAGCCUUCGAAGCGCUCCAUUAUAUGAAUUCUAGGCGGGAGCAACAACGAGGGUGGCAAGCCAUCAAGCUCGACAUGAGUAAGGCAUAUGAUAGGGUGGAGUGGAGAUAUCUAGAAGCUGUAAUGGUGGCGUUGGGUUUCGAUGAGAGGUGGACUGGGUUGAUUAUGCAAUGUGUUAGUACAGUGGAGUAUGAAAUCCUCUUAAAUGGGAGGGAGGCAGGUCGAAUCGUGCCCACUCGUGGGUUGCGCCAAGGGGAUCCAUUGUCCCCAUACCUCUUUAUUUUAUGUGCAGAAGGUCUCACGAGCAUGAUCAAAGAUGCUGAGAAUCAAAGGCUGCUCCACGGGAUCAGGGUAUGUCGACGGGCCCCUACUAUUUCCCAUUUACUUUUUGCUGAUGAUAGCCUUUUCUUUCUGAGAGCAACAGUGAAGGAAGCAGAAGUAGUGCAGCAGAUUUUGAAGAGGUAUAAAGAGGCUUCAGGCCAAGUUGUGAACUUCCAUAAAUCAUCUAUUUUGUUCAGUAGGAAUGUUCAACGAAGGGUACAGAAUCAAAUUAGUCAGUUGCUAGCUGUACAGGAGGUAGAGCAUCAUGGCCGUUACUUAGGUCUUCCUACCCAUAUUGGGAGAUCAAAAGUGGACGCUUUUGCAAGUUUAAAAGGCAAAUUUUGGGCGAGGAUUAAGGAGUGGCAGGAGCAGUCUCUCUCACGGGCGGGUCGUCUUGUGCUCAUCAAAUCUAUGUUGCAAUCUUUGCCCACUUAUAUUAUGAGUAUUUUUAAACUCCCCAUUACUCUCUGUAAAGCCUUGGAGAGUAUCAUGGGGAGAUAUUGGUGGGGAGGGGGCAAAGACAGUCACAAGAUCCAUUGGGUAGAAUGGAGGAGAUUGACGAGACCAAAGAGGGAAGGGGGUUUGGGCUUUCGGUCGCUUCACGAGUUUAAUAUGGCCAUGCUAGCCAAGCAGGGUUGGAGAUUGAUGAGAGAGCCAAACUCGCUAGCUGCUAGAGUUUUAAAGGCAAAAUACUUUCGUAGAACUGACUUUCUACAUUCAAGAGAAGCAUAUAGUGCUAGCCUGACAUGGAAGGGCAUCUGGGAGGCAAGAUAUAUCCUUCAAGCAGGUUGUCGUAGGCGUAUCGGAAAUGGUAGAAGCACUAGGGUGUGGGAAGACCCAUGGCUUCCUGGUUCAUCAUGCUUUAAUGUUGUGACUCCUAGAGCAAAUGGGUGUGAGGUGGAAUGGGUUUCAGAAUUGAUUGAUGAUGUUACGCAUAGCUGGAGGAGGGAAUUAGUGUAUCAACUCUUUUCAGAGUAUGAGGCACAGUUAGUUUUGUCUAUCCCACUAGGCUGGAGAAGUUUGGAGGAUGAUUGGGUUUGGCAGCAUACAAGAGAGGGGUGUUACUCGGUGAAAUCAGGUUAUCAUGUGGCCUGUCACUCUCAUCAGAAUCCUCAGCAACCAUCCUCCUCUGCAGGCGAGUUUCGAGGACAGAUUUUGUGGAGGUUGGAGCUACCGGAGAGGAUUAAAGUUUUCCUGUGGAGUGCUUAUAGGGAUAUACUCCCAACAAAGGAAAACUUACGUAAGAGACGGGUGGACAUUGAUAACUAUUGUCCAGUUUGUGGAGAGAUGGCUGAAACAGGGGUGCAUGUUCUGAAGGAUUGCCAAUUUGCACGAGCUGUAUGGUUGGGGAGUCAGUUAAAUCUUCGUGCGGCGGAUAUGCAAGUGGAUAGUUUCGCUGAAUUUUUUGACACAGUUGCUCUCACGGUUGACCAGAGGAAGCUUGCGUUGUUUGGGGUAGUCUGCUGGUCUCUGUGGAACAAUCGCAAUGAUAUAUUAUGGGAGAGUAAGAGGCAACAACCACAGCACGUUUGCGAGAUGGCAGUUCGUUUUCUGCAAGAGUACGGUGAAGCUGUAAGACACAAAUGUGGGACGCGUGGAGGACCAAGGAGAGGGGAGAUUAAGUGGGAACCACCAGAUGAAUCACAUUUUAAGGUGAAUGUGGAUGGGGCUUUGUUCCAGAACUCCAAGGAAUUUGGUGUUGGAGCGGUGGUGCGUGAUUGUAAUGGGGAGGUAAUUGCAGCUAUGUCAUGCCGUCGACAAGGGACUCUCCAAGUUGAGGCGGUGGAGGCCUAUGGCCUGCGUGGAGCGUUGCAGUGGGCUUACGAACUGGGCUUAAGGAAGAUUAUUGUUGAGUGUGAUUGUGCGGUUGUCGUACAGUGGUUGGGGUCUCAACAUGCAGUGUUGUUAUCAGAGUUAGGGGGAGUGUUGGCAGACUGUAAAGGCUUGAUGGAUAGAUUUAACGAAUGUCGAGUGCAACAUGUUCGAAGGGCAGGGAAUCAAGUGGCUCACGAAUUGGCACGCAGAGCUGAAUAUAUUGCAGGAGACGAGUUUUGGGUUGAAGAGGUUCCUGAUCCAAUCAAGGCUUUUGUACUAAAUGAUAUGGCUUAGUCUGUAUGGAGUACACCUUCCUCAUUUUUGAGGCAUGAAAUAAUAUUCAGUAGUAUUG